This is a messenger RNA of Dentiscutata erythropus, 797 nucleotides long. The record is from the annotation of a GenBank genome assembly. Lineage: Eukaryota; Fungi; Glomeromycota; Glomeromycetes; Diversisporales; Gigasporaceae.
CUGUUUCAUCCGAUAAAUCUAAGAAUCUUAUAAACGCUAGAAAUAAAAUUUUGGAAGCUUCGAAAAAUGGUGCAAAGAUAAUUUGUUUACCGGAAUGUUUUAAUUCACCAUAUGGUACUCAAUAUUUUUCUCAAUAUGCUGAAAAUAUUCCUAAUGGUGAAAGUGUAAGAACUCUUUCCGAAGAAUCUAAGACUUAUCUUAUUGGAGGAUCUAUUCCGGAACGUGAAGAUUCUACUGGCAAACUAUAUAAUACUAGUACUGUUUAUGAUCCAGAGGGAUCUCUGAUUGCAAAGCAUCGAAAAGUUCAUUUAUUCGAUAUUGAUAUUCCUGGCAAGAUUACAUUCAAAGAGAGUGAUUCUAUAAGUCCUGGAAAUUCUUUAACAUAUUUUGAUACUAAAUUUGGUAAGAUUGGAUUAGCAAUAUGCUACGAUAUAAGGUUCCCAGAAAUGGCCAUGAUUGCUGCCCAAGAAGGAUGUAUUGCAAUGUUUUAUCCGGGAGCUUUUAACAUGACUACGGGUCCCUUACAUUGGGAACUUUUACAAAGGGCGAGGGCUCUUGAUAACCAGUUUUAUGUUGCAACUUGUUCUCCCGCGCGUGAUAUGAGUGCAACCUAUAACGCAUGGGGCCAUUCGACUAUUGUGAAUCCCAGUGGUACUGUGAUUGCAACUACCGAUCAUGAAGAAGCCAUUAUUUACGCGGAUAUUGAUUUAGAUGAAAUGAAAUCUUUUCGUCAAUCUAUUCCUACAACUUCACAAAAACGUCAUGAUCUUUAUACUAAAGUUACAAAUUCUAAUUGA